This is a messenger RNA of Trypanosoma rangeli, 315 nucleotides long. Its product is annotated as putative serine protease PepD. The record is from RefSeq and is a predicted model, not a curated record. NCBI's taxonomy places the organism in Eukaryota, Euglenozoa, Kinetoplastea, Trypanosomatida, Trypanosomatidae. The transcript has a single exon. The coding region runs from base 1 to 315 and encodes 104 amino acids.
AUGCCGCAGCCGAUUUGGCUCAUGAUGGGGACCGCCUUUCUGCUGAAGACGGCACACGGCGCCGCUGCCUCUGGAAAACAGUUUUUUCUCUCCACGCAGCAUACCAUUGCACUAUGGCAAUUCAUCGCGGACCCGACUCGACUGACGAUACCAGAGGUGUACCGCAAGACGAGGUUUGUAGUCGUGCGUCUGUAUUUGCCGGAUAGUGAUGGACGGGCAAUCACCGGCAGCAAGGUAGACCUGCAUCUAGUGUCCCUCUACCCCUCACUGGAUGUUGCGCUACUGGUCCUAAAGUCACCCGCUGCCUCUUUCUAG